AUGAGAAAUAAUUUGAUAAAAAUAAUUUCACUAACGCGCGUAAACAAUUCGCGAACCUUUAUCUAUAAUCAUAACAGAUCCUUCGGUAAUGCAAGUCCAAGACAGGAAGGUGUGGAGGCGGUUGCGCCUGCGCCGACCGCAGUCGAGCCUCUCGUGGACACAUUUGGUAGACGUCACAAUUAUCUACGAAUUUCCCUGACUGAACGGUGCAAUCUGCGAUGUCAGUACUGCAUGCCCGAAGAGGGAGUGCCGCUGUCGAAGCGCAGCGCACUCCUGACUCGCGAGGAACUAUCACGACUGACCCGCAUCUUUGUCCGGGCCGGUGUUGACAAGGUGCGAUUGACGGGCGGCGAGCCAACUUUACGUGCAGACUUAGCAGAUGUAGUGUCAGGGUUGCGCGAAGCCGGCGUGCAGAGCGUAGCGAUCACCACGAAUGGGCUUGUGCUGACUCGACGUUUGCCAGCAUACCAGCGCGCUGGCCUCACUCACAUCAACGUGUCGCUCGAUUCACUGCGUGCAGAACGAUAUGAGCACAUGGCUCGACGACCGGGCCUGUCCCGGGUGCUGGCCGGUGUGGACCUGGCGCUGCAGCUUGGCUAUAAACCAGUGAAGAUCAACGUAGUGCUAAUGAAAGGCUUCAAUGAUGACGAGAUCUGCGACUUUGUGGAGUACACUCGAGAUCGAGAGAUUGAGGUGCGGUUCAUUGAGUUCAUGCCCUUCUCGGGGAACAAGUGGGACGACUCGAAGCUGGUCCCAUACCGUGAUGCUUUGCGCUCCGUGUUUGCUCGCUACCCUGACUUGACGCCCGCCAAACCGCGAGACAACGACACUGCUACGAUGUGGCAGGUUCCGGGCCACGCUGGCAGCGUGGGCUUCAUUCACUCUAUGACGCAAAACUUCUGUUCUACCUGCAAUAGACUAAGGCUUACCGCUGACGGGAACCUCAAGGUAUGUCUGUUCGGUGCGAGUGAAGUGUCGUUGCGCGACGCGUUGCGCAGCGGCGAGUCCGACGAUCGGCUCGACGAGCUCGUGCGCACCGCGCUAUACAACAAGAAGGCUCGACACGCCGGGCGGCCUCGCUCCGCUCAGUGUGUGGGAUCGUUCACAGCGCGGGGGGCGCAGCCGCGCCGCAGGCUGCUGGCCGCCGCCGCGCCGCGCCGCCUCGCCGCGCGCGCCUUCAGCUCGCGCGCCGACUCCGACGACGAGGGCGGCGCCUUCUCGCACCUGGACGCGAGCGGCACCGCGCGCAUGGUGGACGUGGGCUCCAAGCCGGCCACGCGCCGCGUGGCGGUGGCGUCCUGCUCGCUGCACGUGAGCGGGCGCCUCCUGCGCCUGCUGCGCGACGCGCGCCUGCCCAAGGGCGACGCGCUCACCGUGGCGCAGCUGGCGGGCGCGAUGGGCGCCAAGCGCACGGCCGAGCUCAUCCCGCUGUGCCACCCGCUGGCGCUGGACAUGGUGCGCGUGCGCGUGGAGCUGCCGCGCGGCGAGUGCGCGACGGGCGGCGCGGUGCGCGUGAGCUGCGAGACGCGCGUGCGCGCCUCCACCGGCGUCGAGAUGGAGGCGCUCACGGGCGCCGCCGUGGCCGCGCUGGCGCUCUACGACAUGUGCAAGUCGGUGGACCGCAGCAUGCGCAUCGGCGACCUGCGCGUGGAGCACAAGAGCGGCGGCCGCAGCGACGCGCCGCCCGCGCAGGAGGCGCCGCCCCCGCUGCGCGCGCUGGACCAGUCGCCCAACCGCCAGGACGAGACCUACGUACCCACCAACCUCAUGCACUUCUAA
This is a messenger RNA of Arctia plantaginis, 1779 nucleotides long. The record is from the annotation of a GenBank genome assembly. Lineage: Eukaryota; Metazoa; Arthropoda; Insecta; Lepidoptera; Erebidae.